GGAAUCUCUUGAAGAGUACAACUUUGUCCAGAUUAGUGUCCGUCCCUUCAUGGGAAACGGACAGGCAUGGACAGGACUACGAAAGGACAAGAAGUUUACAUGGGACAGUCGCCGCUGUAGACAGCGAGUUUCUAGGUUUUCUCACCAGUGGCGCCAGCAAUCUUCGCGGAGAUAAAAGGAGAGGCUGCUACUCCCUCACGACAAUCUACAACCAUCCCCUUUUCUUGGAACAGUGUGACGAGACGUACGGCGUCAUUUGCGAAGUAUACACUCAUGAUUAUACAUGGGAUGUCGACAGAUUGACUAUGACUCCCUGGAACGUGUAUCCUACCAAGCUCGAGCAUCAUGUGGACGAAGACCUAAAUAGAACUGAUAUAAUUGACGCUCAAGACGAAAAACCUAUGACCCCAGGAGGGCCAAUGGAUGUCAACUCCAAAAUGAGUGAUCUGGAACAGACAGUGAACGAAGAGGAGCAGCAAUAUGCUAACUCCCUAAGAACUUCUUACGUCAAACAAGAACAAUGUCAUGUAGGCUGGAAUCAGCUAACAAAAUUUAAGUGCUACAAGUACAUGGACUCUGCUGCCACCUGGUACGACGCUAAAUUACAAUGUCAGAAGAUGGACAGCAGCCUGGUCACCUUUGAGACCGGAGACGAGCUGUCGGUAGUCCACGAACACUACGGAUUCUUGAUCGUAGGUAUAGGAGCCUGGACGGGGCUGAGGAACGACGGACAGCUUACCUGGGACAGCAACCAUACAAUUCAAGAAGAAUUUCUGGAGUCUGCUUUGGGUACAGGUGGCUUAGAGGGCAUCGCUCAGAAGCGAGGCUGUUUCUACUUGCAAAAGUCCGACGAAAAGAAAUUGUUAGUCGACGACUGUGAAAAAGAACUUCCUUACAUCUGUGAUUUCUACACCAAUCGAAGAAAAAAGUUUAUACAAGACAAGUUCUCACCAGCUGCCAAAGAGAAGAAAAUAAAUCACCAAGACGAUCUCAGUAAAACGAAGAAGAAGACACAGGAGGCUAGGGUAAUCGCUAACAAACCGUUCGUUGCAGACAACCUAGAGAGAUCAGUGCACGAUGAUCUCUUGAGUAAAAAGCCACAUGAGGAGAGACACACGGUGGCCAGCAAAAGGAGAAAAGCUCAUGCAAAUCGUCUUUUCGGAGAACACACAGAGGAACGUUUAAUAAACUGUGCUGUUAAAAGACCAACAAGUAUCUUAUCAAAUAACCGCCAUGAGAUGGCGUCAUUACACGGAUGACGGAUACAUAUCAACAAUGAGAAGUUUCCAAGGGAGGACACUGGGAUUAUGAACACGAAGUUCGAUGCCGACGACCUAGAGAGGUCAGUGAAAGAUGAUUUAGAGAGUAAAUGCAAUGUCACUAUUAAAGAGACGAAGAAAAUAUUAUUAGAUAAUCUCACUGAGAUGAUACCAUUACACGAAAACAUCGACAAUUAUAAACUUCCAGGAGGUUUAUUCGUUACAGAAUGUAAACCCCAGAAGACAGCCUUGCCGCCUGCACUGCUAAUUGUCGCCAAUAAACUUCUCAACGCGUCCUUUAAUAAAGCAGUCUUACUAGACGACAGAAAAGUGGUGCCACCGACAUCAAUAAUCAAGAAAUAAGAAGAAAUUGAGAGAAAAAUGGAAAGUCAGAUCCCUGUGACAGACAAGACCACAAGUGAGAUCAAGAAAAUCCUAUGAAGUUUGGUCUUCUUGUUUGUUUUAGACUUUUACGAUGUUGAUAACGUUACGAACUUAGGCCAGGUAGUGAUAAUGAUAAGACAAACGCAGACAUAUUGUUUAUUUGCCUAUAUGAACACAUGUACAGUGGGAGAAGGUGAGCGUUUGUUGAUGCAUGGCUCAUUGACUACCAGAGGACAGUUUUUGUUGCAAGAACAAAAAUCAAAUGCGAUGGCAACCUCACACCGUUUAUCAAAAAAAAA
Messenger RNA from Pomacea canaliculata, 1942 nucleotides. RefSeq lists its product as uncharacterized. Bases 306 to 1259 code for a protein of 317 amino acids. NCBI's taxonomy places the organism in Eukaryota, Metazoa, Mollusca, Gastropoda, Architaenioglossa, Ampullariidae. The record is from RefSeq and is a predicted model, not a curated record. The transcript has a single exon.